This is a messenger RNA of Staurois parvus, 306 nucleotides long. The record is from the annotation of a GenBank genome assembly. NCBI's taxonomy places the organism in Eukaryota, Metazoa, Chordata, Amphibia, Anura, Ranidae.
GAUGAAAAUGUUGCCCUUGGGGGUCGAGCCACUCAGUCUUCAAUUUACCGGAACCUGGGUGAAGGUUAUCUGACUGCAGCAAUAAAUGCAAUAGAUGGUAACCAGAACUCAGCCUUCUCCUAUGGCUCCUGUUCAUGUACCCAUAAUGACCUGUCUCCUUGGUGGAGAGUGGACCUGCUGAAACCUUAUAGUAUUGCCUACAUUACCAUCACUAACAGAGGAGACUGCUGUGGUGAAAGACUGAGUGGCGCUGAAAUCCUGGUUGGAAACUCAUUGAACGACAAUGGAAAUGACAAUCCUAGGUAA